Molecule: messenger RNA, 6569 nt
Organism: Brienomyrus brachyistius
Lineage: Eukaryota; Metazoa; Chordata; Actinopteri; Osteoglossiformes; Mormyridae
Gene: ubr1
Product: ubiquitin protein ligase E3 component n-recognin 1
Exons: 47
Coding region: 282-5483 (1733 amino acids)
Biological process (GO): ubiquitin-dependent protein catabolic process via the N-end rule pathway; protein ubiquitination
Cellular component (GO): ubiquitin ligase complex; cytoplasm
Molecular function (GO): zinc ion binding; ubiquitin protein ligase activity
Source: RefSeq, a predicted model, not a curated record
GCUGCCCAUUAACCAAAUUUGCUUUGGAGGGUCCUCAGAAUGAUUUUGUUUCAGUUCUGGGCUGCUUUAUUGAGACUCGCCGUACGUAGGAGCAUUUUGUAGCUGAAGAAGCAGUGGAGAACGACUGUUUAUAUUUUUUACGUCGGCGCGAAGCCACGCCCCGCACCGUCGCUAUUGGCGUCCCGGAGUCUCUAGCGCAGAUCUCCCACCACCGUUCAGAGUCGCGAAGCCUUCGGUGGUUCACCGCGUCUCCCUGAAAAAGGGAGCACGGCGGACGGAAGAUGGCGGAAUCCAAAAAGGCACCUAACGGGCUAGAGCUCAGUAAGAACUGGCUGGAGUCCACCGACUGCAGGUUGGAGAUUAUGUGGUACCUGAUGGAGCAGGUGCCGCAGAUCUACUGUCUGGAGGCGGUGCCUCAUCCCCAGGAGGAAGAGGAGCUGGCGACGGAUCUGCUGUUGCAGCCCCUGGAAUGCUUCCUUUUCGGGGAGGAUCCCCACGUGGGUCUGGAAAAACUCCAGCAGGAUAGUGCCUCCUCCCAUCUCUGUGGAAGAGUUUUCAAGGAGGGGGAGACGACCUACUCCUGCAGAGACUGCGCCAUUGACCCAACAUGUGUCCUCUGUACGGAUUGCUUCCAGAACAGCGUGCACAAGGGUCAUCGGUACAAGAUGCAUGCUUCGUCGGGCGGAGGCUUUUGCGACUGUGGGGACUUAGAAGCUUGGAAGACGGGCCCCUUCUGCCCUAAGCACGACCCGGGGGCCACAGCUGCCAUGGAGACGGACACAGACCAUGUCCUGGAACCAGGCCUGCUGGAACGUGCUGAGAAACUUUUUCGUGUGAUUCUGCGCUACAUUACCGAGCUACUGGUUUGGGAGGAGCACGACGAGCUCCCAACCGAGCUACGGCCCCGCGUGCAUAGGGACACAUACUACUGCGUUCUGUACAAUGACGAGCACCAUUCCUAUGAGCACGUCAACUAUGCCCUGCAGCGAGCUCUGCAGUGUGACCGCGAGGAGGCACACACGCACACUGCACUAAUCGACAAGGAGGGCCGAAGAGCAGUGAAACGGGGGAGCCUCCGUUCAUGUCUGCAAGUACAGCAGCAGAUAGAGACCAACUCGGAGCAGAUUUCCUCUGAGCCACUGCGUGUGGAGAUCCUGCACUCGGCGGUCAUGGCCCACCAGAGCUUUGCACUGUGCCUGGGCUCUUGGCUCCAGAAGAUUAUCCCAUACUCAGUGGGGUUCCGGCAGCUGUUUUGCCAGGUGGCACUGGAGCCCAGCCAGGUUGCAGAUCAGCCGAGUCUCAUCAGCCAGCUGAUGCUGCACGACUCCAAGCUCUACAAAGUGGCACGGAAGGUCAUACACGAGCUUAUUGUCUGCAGCUUGCUGAUGGAAACCAAGUAUAAACGACUCUUCGCCAUUGAAUAUACCAAGUACUAUAAGCAGCUGCAGAAGGAUUUCAUCAUCGAUGACCAUGAGCGGAGCAUUUCCAUCACCUCGCUCUCAGUGCAGAUCUUCACCGUGCCGACUCUGGCCCGGCAGCUCAUCGAGGAGGGCAACGUCAUCAAGGUGAUUGUAGAGACGGUGAUGGAGAUGCUCUCGGAGCACCUGGACAGCAGCAACCGAUUUCACUUCCAGGGACACAACGUGGACCGGUUCUACAGGAUCCAAGAUAUCUUCCAUGACCUCAGGUACAUCCUGAUCAGCAAGCCCACGGUUUGGUCCAGUGAGCUCCGUGCACAGUUCUUGGAGGGCUUCCGGGCUUUUCUGAGAAUCCUGGCUAGCAUGCAGGGCAUGGAGGAGGUGAAGCGGCAGUUUGGCCAGCAUGUGGAGGUGGAGCCCGAAUGGGAGGCUGGAUUCUCCAUUCAGAUCCUGCUGAGGCACAUACUCUCCAUGCUGCAGGAGUGGUGCGCGUCCGACGAGGAGGUGCUGUUGCAGGCCUUCAAAGACUGUCACAGCACUCUGUUGCGCUGCACUAACCAGCCCUUUCACAGUGAAGCCACGGACUCCUACAUGUGCAAGCACAUCCUGAACUCAAGGCCCUACAAGGUUUCCCAGGAGCCGGUCAGCGUCUACCUGCCCGUCUCCAGGCUGCUGGCAGGCCUGUACGUUCACAUUUGCAAGAGUGGGGCGGUCUCUUGUUUGCAAGAAUAUCUUGAUGAGAUGCACUGCGACUUCGCAUACCUGGCCGAGCAUCCGCUGCGCUGCCUGGCGUUGGCGGCACAGGUGUCUGCUGAGAUGUGGCGUCGGAAUGGGCUCUCACUUGUCAGCCAGGUGUAUUAUUAUCAGGAUGUGAAAUGCAGGGAUGAGAUGUUUGAUAAGGACAUCAUCAUGCUUCAGAUCGCUGGGUCCAGGAUGGAUCCAAAUGACUUUGUGAUGCUCGUGCUUCAGCGCCUGGAGCUCUUUGAGCUCUUUAAUGGCAGCUGCUUGUCCAAAGACCAGGAGCUGCUGAAGCAGUUGAACAGGCUGACGGAAGAGAUGCUCCACCUGCUGAUCGUCAUCAUAGGUGAACGGUACGUCCCGGGGAUCAGUCAGGUGACCAGGGAGGAUGUCACCAUGAGGGAAGUGAUCCAUCUGCUUUGCAUCGAACCCAUGGCCCACAGCAGCCUGGUCAAGGGACUACCAGAGAAUGAGAGCCAAGAGACUGGUCUAGAAAGUGUCAUUUCCAGAGUCGCCACUUUCAGGCAACCUGGGGUUUCGGGCCAUGGUCUUUACGAGGUCAAGAAAGAGUGCCUUCAGGAAUUCAACCCCUUCUUCUACCACUACUCCAAGUCCCAGCACAGCAAGGCAGAAGAUGCUCAGAAGAAGAGGCAAGCUCAGGAAGGUGGAGGUAAAGCUCUCCCUCCCCCAGUUCCCCCACCAUUCACCCCGCCCUUUUCCGGCAUCGUGAGGGUCCUCAACUGUGACAUCCUCCUCCACGUACUUCGGGUGGUACUCCAGAAGGCAGCGGAGGACCGUGCCGGCCAGUGGACAGAGGCCAUGAUCCAGAGGGCCCUGCACCUAAUUGGCCAAGCUCUGCUAGAGGAGAAGACUCAGCUGGAGGCCAGCAGUGAGGAUGAGGUGACUUUUGACUUCAGCCUCAAAGCCCGGGGAUCUGGCUGUGAGCACGGCAACUCCCUGUUCCAGUUCCUCACCAAGCUGAGAAGCCUUUGUUCCCUGGAGGCCCAGAAGGACAUGAUCCAGUGGACCCUGCAGAUGUUCGAGACCAUCAAGCGCAUGCGUGAGAAGUCCAGCCCUGCCGCUCCCACCAGUAUGGAGCAGACUAAAACAGAAGAGAGUGUCCAGAACAAGAAGGCCGAGCAGAAGAGGAAGGCCGAGGCCGCCAAGCACCGUCAGAAGAUCAUGGCCCAGAUGUCAGCCAUGCAGAAGAACUUCAUCGAGACACACAAGAUGCUAUAUGACAACUUGCCAGAAAGUGGUGUGCAAGGGGAACCAUCCCCCUCCGUGGACAGCAGCUCCAUGGAGCUGAGCGAGUCUUGCGUAGCGGUGGGGUCGCAUCGGGGCGUGCCCUGCGUGGAACGGGAGGUGCUGACCUGCAUCCUGUGCCAGGAGGAGCAGGAAGUAAAGGCCCGGGGGCCGGCCAUGGUGCUGGCAGCGUGUGUGCAGCGCUCCGCUGUUCUCACCCAGACCCGGGGCAAAGGCCUGCCCAGCUCAGAUAGCUUCGACCCGCUUUUCAUGCACCCCGACCUGGCUGUGGGGACGCACACGGGGAGCUGUGGUCAUGUGAUGCAUGCGGCCUGCUGGCAGAAAUAUUUUGAAGCUGUUCAGAACAUCACUCGUAACCGCCUCCACGCAGAGUCCAUCAUUGACCUGGAGAACGGGGAAUACAUGUGUCCCCUCUGCAAGUCACUCUGCAAUACUGUCAUUCCGCUGAUCCCGCUGGAGCCACUCCCCCUCAACAAUGAGAGUGCCCAGCUGGUAGGCCAGGUCCUCACGCUGCCCUGCUGGACCCAGAUCAUCAUGGCCAGAGUGAAUGGACUGAAGGCAGCUGGCCAAGACGGCGGCGGCAGCAGCGGUGUGGCAGAGCUUGCUCUUGGCGGGGACGAACACAUGGACUCCUUGUCCAUUUUGAGUUUCGGCGUCCAAGCCUCGACUAAGUACUCGGACAGCAUCGGUGGGAUGUUAGCGGUUUGUGCCACGACCGUGCACCGCGUGGGCCUGAAGGUGCCGCCCAAUGAGUUGGAUCCACGGGUGCCCAUCAUGUCCUGGAACACCUGCGCCUUCACCAUCCAGGCCACUGAGAACAUGCUGCAGGAGGAAGCCAAGCCACUGUUCGGCUCUCUGCAAAACAGACAGCUGGCUGGCUUGAAGGCCUUGGUUCAGUUCUCAGCGGCCAAUUGCCAGAAGCGCUGGCAGGCUGUAAUCCAGAAGCAUUUCACGCACAUGCUCGCAGUGCUAUUACCCAUCAUGAAUGUGGAAGGCACUCCCUGCCUCCUUGAAGUGGACUGCUUUCAUCUCCUGGUGGGUUUGGUGCUGGCCGUUCCGACCCUCUACCAGGAGGCCAUGGUGGACCUGCAGCCCUCAGCCAUCAGUUCAGCCUACAACCAUUUACACCUCCUGCACCUGGUCACUACAGCACACAUGGUGCAGGUGUUGCUGUCCUCCCAGGACACACCAGGGAUUAUGGGAGGGGAUGAUGGAGAGGACGCGAGGUUGGCGUCAGAUUUCCUACAGGCUGUCGCACAGCAUACGGAUGGGUUGCGCUGCGGUUUGCAGGGCAUUGCAGGCCGAGUCAGAAGAGGUAUGGCCCCAUUCUUGCGAUGUGCUGCUAUUUUCUUCAAUUGCCUUACAGGAGUGCCCCCACCUAAGGAGCUCUCAAGCAGUGCAGUAUCUGAGGAAGCCCAGAUGGAGGCGCUGUGCUCGUACCUAGCGUUGCCCUCCAAUCUCUUCAAGCUCUUCCAAGAACACAAGGAGACCAUUUCCCCUUUACUGCAGAGGUGGUGCGGAAGGCCUGAGAUCACCAAAGCCCUGAAGGGAGACAUGCCGUUGGUCAGGUACCCAAGGAAAUGCAACAAGCUGGUUCACCUUCCAGAGGAUUACAGCGCCCUCUUAAACCAGGCCUGUCAUUUUCAGUGUCCCAAGGGCCCUAUGGACGAGCGCAAGCACCCUGCGCUUUGUCUGUUCUGUGGGGCCAUGCUCUGCUCCAAGAGCCCGUGCUGCCAAGAGCAGCUGGAUGGUGAGAAGGUGGGAGCCUGCACAGCCCACGCCGCUCGCUGCGGGGCCGGCGUCGGAAUGUUCCUCAGGAUUCGCGAGUGUGAGGUGGUCCUAAUGGGCAAUAAGACCCGGCUGAGUUUGUAUCCCGCCCCCUACCUCGAUGACUAUGGCGAAACGGACCCUCAGCUAAGACGAGGGAACCCCCUGCACCUGUCUCCAGAGCGGUACCGCAGGCUCCACCAGCUGUGGCACCAGCACUGCAUCAUGGAGGAGAUCGUUCGCAGCCAGGAGGUGGUCAAUGUCAUGUUUGGUCCAGAUUGGCAGAUGCUCUAAGGCUCGGGUGGGGGGGGGGGGGGGGAGCUGAAGAGUGAUGUGGGGGGUAGGUGCAGCCUGGAGGACCUCACUAGCUUCCCUAAGGGGAGACAUUAAUCAGCCUUGGGUGGUCUGCUUCCCUCUCCAAAUCUUGCCAGGUCACACAGUGAAGGGUGAGGCAGAGAGUGUGUGUAAAUGAACUGGAGUGAACUGGGUCACCUUAAUCGCCAGGCUUUGUGGCUGGAUUGGCCCAAAUGGACUUUCUGACCAUUUCUGGUGAAUGACAGUGUAAAAAAUUUAAUUAAUCAAACUAAUAAAAAAUGUUACCCUUUUCCUCACAUUUUGUUUGUGUACUGACAGCUACCUGGAGGUGGCGCUGUAAAUAGCCCAAAGAUUACACAUUGUACAAAAUGUUUAAAUGAGCAUGUUAUUGAAACAGCUGGGUUAAUUUCAAGGUCAUAUUUUACCGAAUGAGAUUUUUUUUUUUUUUUUUAAAUAUGUACAAUUAUUUUAUGUUCUAUUAUAUGUAUCCUGGCCUCAAUCAGGGUCUUUCUCACACAAACACGAUAUGCAAAAGUAUAUAUGGUAUAGGAAAUUAAAUCUAUGAAGUUUUUGGAUAACUUGUGUGAGGGAUCCAGUUUUCUGGUGUUUGCGUUCCACCGUGAACUGAGUAUAGAACGACAAUCCAGUACUUCAUCCCUUUUGAUCACUCUGCGUUUAAGAGGUAUCCUGAGUUUUGCUGUUAGACUUAAAUUUUCUGCAUCUGUUUGUCUUUGAAAUUUUUUAUUGUUUUCGGCUGGUGGCGUCGCCCUCUUUGCCAGUCUGCUUCCUGUGAAGAGACUGCUCUUACAGGAACCGGUCUCUGACUGUCCUUCAGAAGUGUGAGCAUAGCGACGGGGGAGGUGCAGUGUCUGUUAAAGGGAUGCAGAAGAUCUGUCUGCCGGGGAUGUAUGAGGUGCCCUGUCCACCUGCCCUUGUAGCUAAUGUUCCGGAGGGUGGGAUUCCACUUGUUUUCCUGCUACCUAUAAUUUUCCCCACACGUUGCCGUACUGUUCAGGCCAGUAUGUUUAAAAACUGUGAAUAAAAUAUAUUGCCUGGCCGCCUUGA